CGGAGGAGACCAGCGGAUUCCGUUGGGAGGCUGUCGCUCAUCGCCAGACACUUUUGUGUGAAUCUGUCUCGGUUGUACUUUUAGGUUAACGGUGUCACCUCUGGCAUGAACCCACCGAGCCGCCACUCCUCUAUGGAUCUAAACUGGCCUGGAAUAUGAACAGGAGAAGAAAAUAAGCGGCGGCUGGCUUCCUGCGGGAUCUUGGCCAGGCUUUUUGUUUUUCCGUGGACAUGCCUGGUCUAUGGAGCGAAGCUGAGAGAGGCUAGCUGGCCGACAGUCCGGCUAGCGCAACAAUUUCAGGAUUUUUGAUGACUGUUCAGCCGAAAAGCUGAUUUAUUUUGGAUCGGCGCUGCAUUCCCUACCCGAGUAAGGAGUCAGCAUGGGGGAGCCCAGCCUGGACGACUCCAAUGUCAAGGUGGCUGUUCGUGUGCGGCCCAUGAACCGGAGAGAAAAGGAAUUAAACACAAAAUGUGUUGUGGAAAUGGUGAAGAACCAGACGAUUCUCCAUCCUUCGGGAGCUAACCUUGGAAAGGGAGACUCCAGGAGUCAGUCCAAGGUCUUUGCUUAUGAUUAUUGUUUCUGGUCUAUGGACGAGACGGAUAAGGAGAAAUUUGCAGGUCAGGAGGUGGUGUUCCAGUGCCUUGGGGAAAGUCUUCUCCACAAUGCCUUUCAGGGCUACAAUGCCUGUAUCUUUGCCUAUGGACAAACUGGUUCAGGAAAGUCUUACACCAUGAUGGGUUCAGGGGACCAGCCAGGAUUGAUUCCCCGCCUGUGCAGUGCUUUGUUUGAACGAACCCAGAAGGAACAGCGGGAGGAGGAGAGCUUCACUGUCGAGGUAUCCUACAUGGAGAUCUACAACGAGAAGGUCCGAGAUCUGCUCGACCCCAAAGGGGGUAGACAAACUCUGAGGGUAAGGGAACAUAAAGUUUUGGGUCCCUACGUGGACGGGCUGUCUCGACUAGCGGUGGCCAGCUACAAGGACAUUGAGUCUCUGAUGUCAGAGGGGAAUAAGUCCCGCACUGUUGCUGCCACCAACAUGAAUGAGGAGAGCAGUCGAUCACAUGCUGUCUUCAACAUCAUCCUCACACACACACUUAAAGAUUUGCAGUCUGGGACGAGCGGGGAGAAGGUGAGUCGGCUGAGUCUGGUAGACUUGGCUGGAAGUGAGCGAGCCGCAAAAACUGGAGCAGCAGGAGAGCGACUAAAGGAGGGAAGCAACAUCAACAAGUCUCUCACUACGCUGGGUCUGGUGAUCUCAGCUCUGGCUGAACAGGGAACUGCCAAGAACAAAACCAAGUUUGUUCCUUACAGAGACUCUGUUCUGACAUGGCUGCUGAAGGACUGCCUGGGGGGCAACAGUCGCACAGCAAUGGUUGCAACUGUGAGUCCAGCAGCAGACAAUUAUGAGGAGACACUUUCUACAUUGCGUUAUGCUGACCGAGCAAAGAACAUUGUUAAUCACGCUGUUGUCAAUGAAGACCCCAAUGCUCGCAUCAUCAGGGAGCUCCGGGAGGAAGUAGAGAAACUACGAGUACAGCUGACCCAGGCAGAGUCUCUGAAAGCUCCAGAGCUGAAAGAGCGUCUGGAAGAGUCUGAAAAAUUGAUUCAAGAGAUGACCAUCACCUGGGAGGAGAAACUCCGCAAAACUGAGGAGAUUGCACAGGAGCGCCAGAAGCAGUUGGAGAGUCUGGGCAUUUCUCUUCAGUCUUCAGGGAUUAAAGUUGGAGAUGAUAAAAGUUUUCUUGUCAACCUUAAUGCUGAUCCUGCCCUCAAUGAACUGCUUGUGUACUACCUAAAGGAACACACAAAAGUGGGUUCAGCAGACUCUCAGGACAUCCAGCUGUGUGGGAUGGGUAUCCAGGCAGAGCACUGUGUCAUCGAUAUAACGGCAGACGCUGCUGUCAUCCUUACCUCGCACCGCAAUGCUCGGACAUGUGUUAAUGGUUCUCCAGUAACCAGCGCUUUGCAACUUCAUCAUGGCGACCGAAUCCUCUGGGGAAACAACCACUUCUUUAGGAUCAAUCUGCCUAAGCGCCGCUCUCGUGCAGUUGAAGAUGAGGAGGGUGAGGGAGGUGUAAUGAAGAACAGUGGUAGCAAUGAACAGCUGGAUGCAGACGGUGACACAGCCAGUGAGGUGUCCAGUGAAGUCAGCUUCUCUUAUGAGUUUGCUCAGACAGAGGUCAUGAUGAAGGCCUUGGGCAACAAUGACCCCAUGCAGGCAGUCCUCCAGUCUCUGGAGAGGCAGCAUGAAGAGGAGAAACGUUCUGCUCUGGAGCGACAGAGGCAGAUGUACGAGCAGGAACUCCAGCAGCUCCGCAAGAAGCUCAACCCAGACCGUCUGUCCACAGGCCAGUCUGGAGGGCUGACGUCUGGCCAGCAAGGUCCAGGACAGCAGUCUCACUACCGUAGCCUGGAGAGACUCAGUAUGGGAGGGAUGACCCAUUCAUCCAGCGCCCAGAGCAGACUGAGGCAGUGGAGUGAGGACAGAGAGGUGGUGUUGGUGAGGAGUCUGCGGAGGUUGAGGGAGCAAAUAGUGAGAGCAAACCUCCUUGUGCAAGAAGCAUGUUUCAUUGCUGAGGAGUUGGAGCGACACACUGAAUACAGAGUCACUUUGCAGAUCCCAUCAGACAACCUCAACGCAAACCGCAAGAGGGAUGCAGUGCUGAGUGAGCCAGCAAUUCAGGUUCGACGACGCUGUCGAGGGAAACAGAUCUGGAGUCUGGAGAAGAUGGAGAACCGUCUGGUGGACAUGAGAGAGCUGUACCAGGAAUGGCAGGACUAUCACCUCCAUCAUCAGGACGACCCUGUAAUGCGCUCAUACUUUCGUCGAGCGGACCCAUUCUUUGACGAGCAGGAAAACCAUAGUCUGAUAGGUGUUGCCAACGUCUUCCUUUCCUGUCUGUUCUACGAUGUCAAGUUGCAGUAUGCUGUUCCCAUCAUCAAUCAAAAGGGAGAGGUUGCUGGGCGCCUGCAUGUGGAGGUUGUGAGGGUUGGAGGAGGCUUAGAGGACAACAUGGCUGGAGGAGAUGAAUCUGACAACAACCAAGACAAUGAAGUUCAAGAUCGCAAACUGGUUUGCAUGAUUAAGAUCCUGCAAGCCACUGGUCUUCCUCAGUACCUGUCCAACUUCGUCUUCUGUCAGUAUUCAUUCUGGGACCAGCCUGAGCCCAUCAUUGUAGCUCCUGAAGUUGACACAUCAUCCUCGUCACCCAACACCAAGGACCCUCACUGUAUGGUGGUGUUUGAUAGCUGCAAGGAGAUGGCAGUGUCAGUGACUGAGGAUUUCAUUGAGUACCUCACAGAAGGGGCAGUUGCCAUUGAGGUCUAUGGACACAGACAGGCUGAUGCAGGGAGAAACCCUGCCCUAUGGGACCUCAGCAUCAUCCAGGCCAAGACACGCACACUACGAGACAGGUGGAGUGAGGUAACACGUCGUCUGGAGUUAUGGAUUCAAAUCCUGGAGAUAAAUGAAAACGGAGACUUCGUCCCUGUGGAAGUGGUCCCUGCUAGAGAUGUGCGGACUGGGGGAAUCUUCCAGCUUCGGCAGGGUCAGUCGAGGCGAAUCCAGGUAGAUGUGCGUUCAGUUCAGGACUCGGGCACGAUGCCUCUGAUAGCAGAGAUUAUGCUUGCAGUGUCCGUGGGCUGUGUAGAGAUCAGAAACACCACAGCAAACCAGGAAGGAGACGAGAUGGACAGUUAUCAGGAAAGAGAUCUGGAACGUUUGCGGCGGCAGUGGUUAGCUGCUCUCACCAAGAGACAGGAAUACCUUGACCAGCACUUGCAGAGCCUGGUUAGCAAAGCAGAAAAGACAGAGGACGACAUGGAGAGGGAGGCCCAGCUGCUUGAGUGGCGCUUGACUCUGACAGAGGAAAGAAACGCUGUUAUGGUGCCCUCUGCUGGCAGCGGCAUUCCUGGAGCACCCGCUGAAUGGGUUCCUUUGCCAGGCAUGGAGACUCACAUUCCUGUCCUCUUUCUGAACCUCAAACCUGAUGACCUCAGCUCCCAAGACCAGUUUGAGGUCCCUGAGGCUGGAGGUUGGGAUGCCACCUUGAGUGGGGAGGAUGAAGAUGACUUCUUUGACCUACAAAUUGUGAAACACUACGAUGGAGAGGUGAAAGCAGAGGCAUCAUGGGACUCUACUGUCCAUGACUGUCCUCAGCUCAGUCGUGGGGGAGCAUGGCCAGAGCAGCGCGUCUAUCUGACUGUUCGAGUGGUGGUUCAGCUCAGCCACCCUGCCGAUAUGCAACUAGUGCUAAGAAAGAGGAUCUGUGUCAAUGUUAACCCGGGUCGCCAGGGUUUUGCCCACAACUUUCUCAAAAGGAUGUCAAGCCGCAGCACUAUACCUGGUUGUGGAGUCACAUUUGAGGUGGUCUCCAACAUCCCUGGGGACACUCCUGGUUCAGAGGACAGGGAGCUGUUGGCCCGACUUGCUGCCAGUGCGCACAAAGGCCAGUCAGGUGACGACGAGGCUGCCAUUGAGAAAUACCUCCGCAGUGUCCUGAGUCUGGAGAACAUCCUCACUCUGGAUAGACUCAGACAGGAGGUGGCAGUGAAGGAGCAGCUGACAACCAGAGGGAGGAGUAAUAGAAGAAGCCUAAGCUCUCCUUCUGUCCACAGGCUGUCUGGAAGCAGACAAGACCUGUCCACAACCUGCCUGCUGGAUGAGAAGGGUCGAUGGGAGAGUCAGCAGGAUAUCUUUAUGCACUCUCAAUUUCACCGCACCCUCCCCCGGCCAGCCUCGUCCCCUUCCACCUACUCCACCUCCCCUUCUUCAUCCCCUACUCCCUUCGCCAUGACCCCCCCACAGAACCAGGAACCAGAGCAAGGUCGUUUAGGACUUGCUGCCUCUUAUCUUUCAGUUAAAGCGCUGGUUCCUCAGAUGCCCAAACUGCUCAAGUCUCUGUUUCCAGCACGAGAUGACAAGAAGGAGCUGAGACCUUCACCACACAACCAGCAGCACGUGCCUCGCAUUGUGACGUCAUCAGGAGGGGACGACAGCCGAGUUAAGACUGAAACGACUGCUAUUCUACGGCCCCCAACCAAAGACAGACGAGCAGAGUUCCCAGAGGUCCCUCCUCUUCCUGUGCAUGACCCGCAUGACACCACCCCCCUCAGCCCCCUCAGCCAAUCGUCGAGCGGCUACUUCUCCACUAGUGUUUCAACAGUUACCCUGUCUGACGUUCUCCAACCCUCCUCCUCGUCUUCCUCCCUCAUGGCUGCUGAGACUACGUUACUCACAAAUCCCCAGCAGCAGGGUGCUGACAGGGACGAUAUUGUGACCUCUCCUUCUCAGUGUGGCCCCAAGAUGGCCAUCAUGGCUCCGCCUGUUUCCCACAGCUCAGCCAAUCACAACAACAUCACAACGGAAAUGUCCUUCUCCGAACAGAAGCAGGUAAACUCAGGAGGAAGAGGAGAAGGUGAAGGCUUUGAGAGGCUAGAGAUCUUGGUGGAUGAUGAAGAGCAUAGUCAUGACGACGUACUGCCUGAUUGGCUGACAGAGGGGGCGUAUGUUACAGUAGGAAGCAAUAAGGCGGGGACUGUGCGCUACGUGGGAAUGACGCAGUUUGCUGAUGGAGUGUGGGUGGGGCUGGAACUGGACACUCCUGUAGGUAAGAAUGACGGCUCAGUCGGAGGUCAACGGUAUUUCCACUGUAAACCAGGUUACGGGGUGCUGGUCCGCCCAGACCGGCUGUCCUGUCGUGAUCAGACCAGUCGGCGGACAGGAAACUUUGCCCCUCCUGCCCACGUCCCCAUCCUGAGAGGAGAAGCCAUUGUUGCACGCCGGGGGGAGAACCGCAAGUCCUGGAGCAGCUGAGACAGGAAAACUAGGAGCUGGAUAGGAGAGAUGAACUCCCACAGUCCUCCUCCUCCUCCUCCUCCUCCCCCCUUCCUCUCCUCCCAGCUAUGCAACAGGCUCACACAUCAGAACUGACCUACUGCCUAACCUCCUGUAGUUGGAAACUACUCUCACUACAUCCGUUCACAGGGAAUGGAUGGACACAGAAUGAAGACAGUGAAGAGACCUGUCAGAACAAAUGCAAGUGAGUUGAUGAAAGACUAUGCAGAGUAUGUAGAAGUCCGUGGAAGGACUGUUCAUCAUGUGGGAAGAUAAUGCUAAGUAAAUAGCGGUCUGUGGGAAGACUGCUGAGAGUGAACAGAAGCAUAUUUGGGAACAUAUUUGGACGCGGAGCUGUGGAUUAGACACUACAGGCUGGAUGAUUUGCCUCAGAGGUGCUUUCUGAACUGAUAUACAGGGAUGCAAACUAGUCACUGUCACAGCCUAUUAUUUGUUUGGGAAGGGAAAGGCACCUUUUUUAGAGUGAAAAAGUCUGUUUUGUCGUUGGACAAUGGCUAAUGGUUUUUCGUGCGUCCUCCUUUAUUUUUUGUCCAACAAUUUCUCUCCAUUUCAAUAUUAUUCCCUUUGAUGAUUCUUUCUUGAGACCCCUCAUAUAUACAUGGGAAAAUCAAAAUGAGGUCAAACAGAUUUAUGGCCACAAUUUGACAAGCUCAAAACAAAACGGAAAAGACCGAAUAGUUUUUAAAUUUAAUUUAUUUUAUCUGUGUUGUCUUGAUGUUAUCUGGAUGUAUGUCAUGCUGUGACAGAAUGCCUUUUCACAUGUGAUGUGUUUGCAUCCCUGCAUAUUAUGUCUUUACUUUGUGUCCCUGAGACUCCAUAUGUCCCAGAAUUCACCCCUACGGCCGCCACUCUCCUGAACUCUCCAGGUCCAGUUUGCAGACUUACCCUUGACUCGCUGAGACUCGUCUCUCCCUCCUGGACUCUUUCUUUUGAAGAUAGAGCCUCCCAGAAUGUGCCUUCACCAUGGCUUGGUUUGCAUUGGUUUUUCGGUAUAUUUAAUUUCUGUUAGCUGUGUUUGUGUUGAAAAGAAUGCCUUGUGCUAAGUUUGAGGUGAUCUCAGGGACUGCAGAGGGGAAAGGACAAGGUGGGGCGUGCGUGUCUGUGUGUGUUUGUAAUUGUUGUACAGUGUUGCACAAGUAAGUUUGUAUUGUUGUUGUAUUGGUGUUAAAGAUUAGCUGUGUAGAACUGAAAGAGUCUUGUCCUCAUCGGACAAAGCCACUAUGGGAGCAAACUGCUCGUACUGGGAGGCUUUAAAAGUCAAUUUGCACUGGAGACGUUGGAUUUAAAGCUUCUGUAUGUGAACAGAAUGUGUCUGUAGUUAUGAUGCAGCGAGACAGAGGGCUGUUCUACGAAGCAGCUGAGGUAAUGUGAACAUAUUUGAUGACUUCUGUUCUUGUAAGCAAAGUCCCUGGUCAUCCUUUGUAAGUGAAUGAUGGCAUUUGGACACCUGGAGGUGCUGUUUGAGCAGCGUGUUGGUGGCAAUGGGCCUGAGUAUGUGUUAAGGUAAAGAAAGUGACUUUUGUGUGGGAUAUUUCAAACUUGAGAAGAGAAAUGAUUUGCUUCUAUGCAUUUGAUCUUUUUAAAGAUAACUGAGUUUCUCUUUUGUUUCUAAAAACUGACACAACUGGGAGAUGAGCUCCAAGUACACUUUGGGAAAGUAAUAAACCCAGCAGCAGUUCUGCCUGAUUGAAUAUCCCUGACACAUCUGCUGAAGAAAAUACAAGACCAUGUGGCAAAUGUUGGGAUUGUUCUGAAUUAGUUUUUUAAUAAGCAUUCCACAGGACUGUAACAUUUUCACUGACCUUAUCCCUGUGCAUGAAUUUAUGGAAAUUCAGUUCAGCACACAGCAGCACUGUUUACUUUCAUGUAGAUGUACACAUGUGCUUGCAGUAUUUUUCCAUAAGCUAAAGGGACACUUCACCUCUGCCACAAAUGAAGCUCAGUUAAUUUCUCGUACUGUGAAAACUACUGUAGCUCAGGAAGGGCUUUUGUAAGUCUGAGAAACAACAAUGUCACCAUGGCUGUCUCAUCGUGUACGAGGUUGCAUUGUGGGAGAUGUAGGUUUAAUGGUUUUGGAGUGAGACUCAUUGUACAAUAUGAAAGUUUCUCAGCUUCUGCUGUUUUGAUUUGAACAGUUCUUGGAAUUGUUACAUUAAAUCUCUGGACUUAGCUAAUAUUAAGAUUAAUGCAUUAGACUGAGGUCAGUGGAAAUGUGCAGUGUGAGUGUUAGAGUGAUGCUGUCUCACCGAGUGAGCAACAAGCACGAGAUGAGUUAAAGGUGGAAAAUCAAUAUUUUGUCUUUGCUUGGGACACUUUACAAAUUGAUUACAGAAACUCUCAGUUUAUAUCCUGUUGAUGACAAACCUGAAUACAAUAGUGGACAUGUUACUGAUGUCUGUUGAUGGAGGUUUUGCCGUCUGUAGCUGUUUUUCUAUGGUGACAUUCAGUUUAUCCAUGUAUCCUAAGGAGUCACUGAUGUAACGAUGCUUCUAAAUACAUCAUGUGGAAUACUGUGUAUGUUAACACAGUCAAUAUGUCCAACACUAUCGUCUUUAUGAAUACAUUAUGCUUUUCAUUCAUUUUAUCAUGCGUCUCCUUAAUUUUAGAGGCGUGACUUUACUAUUUAUAUUAAAAUGCUUGUACACAUGCCUUUAUCGCAUGAAAAUUGAUAAAGCCUUUUUAUGUUAAUAAGUAUUGCACAAAUGAUUUCAUGAAAAUUGCUGCUAUUAGCAUUGUAAAUUUAACUGUAAAUGGAUCAAUUGAUUGAAUCUAACACUCUCUAUCUCUUACUGUGCACUAGAUUGGAUUUUAAUAGUUUGUUUUUGAGUCUCAAAUGGACAAACUGAAGUCAGAACUUUUGGUUUAGUGGCAAAUAUCAUUUUUACAUAAUGGUAAAAUUCCUACAAAUGAGGCACUUUGUCAUGUAAGCCUUGAAGAAGAGAUGGCUAGAAUAUUUUCUGGGUGAAAAAUCACUUGUGUAUUGAUUUCUAAAGAGAAACAAGGAAACUUUAAUAUUGGAGUUGCAGUAAAUUAAAAUAUGAGACAAGGCACAAUAUAUCACCAUAGUCUAGUUUAUUAUCUGUGUAUUUAUUAUCUGGCCUUAAAGCCCAGGACCCUGGAGUCCUCUGACUGGUUGGUGGCUGUCUGGUAUGUUAUCGAUGGGCAGGUUGUGAAGUGUUUUGCAGGUUGGUCUCUUGUUGGGUUAGUUAGUUUUUAUAUAUAUAAAAAAUCUAUAUAAUAUCGUGGUUUAUAACAGUUAUGGUAAUGAAGGAAGGGAGUGAAGUUUUGUUGUGUGUCUGUGUGUGUGUGUAUAUGUGUGUGUGUAUAUGUGUGUGUGUGGGUUGGACCUGGCUCUGAUUCAGUUGUGUCUGUGAGUCCUUGCCAAGAUGGGAAAUGACCACCAGCUGCCACUUCACUUACAGUUCUUGGGGCUUUCACUGAGAGCAACAAACCUUCAACAUCCCUGCUCUUUCAAAAAUAAAAAAGUAAAGUCCCAGUGUUUGUGGCCAGUGGAUUUUCCCGUCCUGGUCUCUGCUCAGACACUUUUUUUUCUUUAGGGGUUUGAGAUCACUUCAGGCUUCUGGAUGUUCCUUUAUGUUAUUGUGCCUCAGAAACCAUGUGACCAUGUAUCCUCCACACACUGUUCUCAUAUCAAUGCUUCUAUUAAUUUGCACAACAGUCUCCAGAGGGAAUUGAAGAGUUCAUUACUGGAACACAUGUAUAUAGAAUAAGAAAAUAUAACCUUUUUUAUGUGUUCUCAAGUUACCUGUUCUUUCAGUUUGAUAUUGGAGGUUUUGGAGCAAUAUUCUUCAACUAUACUCCUUGACUCACUGCUUAACCCUUUAUUAAAUCAAAAUAAGAGAAACUGGUUAAAUUUUAAGGAAGUGUUCUACAUGACAGCAGAGCUAAGCUCAAAUAUAGUGGUAAGAUAUGACAAUGUGUCUUUACUUCCAGCGCACACCCUCUCUGUAACUCUCCUCCACAACAUCUACAGAGCAACAAGAGCCAUUUCAACAUGAAACUGCACAAAGAGAAGAAUACUACUCACUGUUUGGAUCAGGAUGCAUCUAAAGUCAUAAUUCAUUUCAGUGGUCUCCACUUCUGCUACUGCAGAGGUCAGGGCAAAGUCAGCAGGGUCAGUUAUCUGACAACAACCAUCAGAACCACAUUCACAACUCUGUUUUUUAUUUCAUGUGAUUUGGAUCGAAGCAUGUUCAGCCUCGAUUGAUCUGUAGGAGUCUUCAGCCCUUACAGUGCUUCUGUUUUUUUUGUUGGUUUCUAUUGUUUUCUUAAGUGCUUUUAUUUUUCUUCUGAUGCCACCUCAUAUCUUUGCGCUGCCUGUUGCAUUUUUGUAGUUCUGUGUAACUACAGCGUCGCCGGUCCAGAGCAGCCCCUGCCUUAACCUGGCCUUCCCUGGAACCAGACUGGUUUUAGCAGGAACAAUCUCAGCUCCCUAACAGAACAUGCUGUACUCCACAGUAGCCCUUCAGUAUACUGUGUUUUUAAAGAAGGCCAUUCCAAAACUAUAGAAACCAUUCUGGUUUACUGUAUAUAUUUAAAAACGACUGAAAGAGUCUCUACUGAAAGAAUUGUUUUAUGGCUCACAGGAGCUGUCAGGUUUUUUACUAUCUGGAUUUCCAUAUCAUAUUUUUAUGUGCAUUUUAAAGUAAUGUCUUAGAAAAAGUUAACUGAAACAACAAAAUACAAACUUGGCUCCCCAACAUUGUUUGAACCAAAUGGAGGUAUUUUGAACUUUUUCAAAAAAGAGGUAACGUGCACAGUGGGACAUGGAAAUACCUUUUCUAGAUAUGUUUUGAUGUCGAAAACAUUUAAGUCAUACAGCUGAUCAGCUGUUUCCACCUUCCUAGUCUGCACUGCAGCCAUACGUAUCGAAGCCUGUAGCGCCACCUUGUGUCCACACUGCACAGCUUAGUUUAUUUGUUCCAAAGAGGUUAAACAAGCCUAAUUAACUUUUAAUUUAGAUUUAUUGCAACAUUUCUAAAGUUCUGUUUGAAUUUGCUUGACAGUUGCACAGAUAAGUGGCUGUUUCAGUUUAAGGAAGGCUAAUGUGUUGCCCCCUAAUGGCUGCUGGGAAACCUGUACCAGAAAAAGUCUGACUUCCACACAGUUCUUGAUACAUACAAGACAGCUGGAAAAUCAUUGAAACUAUAACCCACCACCUUCCUGCAGCAGCGUGCAGAGCAGAUACCUGGGAUCGAAUCAGAUCUUCUGUUCGUGUCUUUGGAUUUGUGUUGGACUAGAAUGUAUUUUCCUGCCCUGGUAGUGAAUUUUCACGCUGUAACUACCUCUCUCCUGCUCUGGGUCACCUGUUCUUGGCUCUACCACCUUGUUUUUUUUUUGCCGACAGUUACACGUGCUUCACUACUGACCUGGCUGCAACCAAUUCUUCUUUCUGUGUGUUUUCAAAUACUAGAAUAAACAACACAAACAAGCAAUAUGUAGCCAACAAAUGACGCCGUGCAGCCUUGUUGCAGGUGCAUAUUAUUAUUUUUAUUUAAUUUUUGGCAGUGUGGUGUGCUUUCCAGGAACACUCAGAUACAACUCCUCCUGGUGCAUUUUAAAGCCUGUUGAUAUCAAUAUUCCUUCGAGGUACCAGCAGCCAUAUUUAGCUGAGCUGUGUAAUGAUGGAGGGCUAAUAGGAGCUUAAGGAGAGGGUUUGGUGCUUGCUAAGUCAGGGAGAUUACUCCUGCUGUUACUUCUGCAAAAAUAAAAAUACCCUCCAGUCCUGUAACUUUCAGCUGAAGAAAUGAUAAGUUCAACAUGGCCUCGGCCUGGUCAACAGUAUUACUAUUGGUCAUCCUAACUAAUCAUUUACAAUCACUGUCAUCUGUAUGUGUGAGUGCACCAUCAGAGUGCUGGUUCUAUGUAUGUAUGUAUGUGUAUAUAUGCGCAUAUAAAGACUUAUAAAGAGAAAAAUCUGAGCACAAGUUUGGGUUUUGAUUAAUUUAAUUGUUUUAUGUAAAUCUAUGCUGCAAUCCAAAGAAUAAAUGUGUAUUAUAAUACA
Messenger RNA from Stegastes partitus (bicolor damselfish), 11882 nucleotides. It is a transcript of the gene kif13ba, whose product is annotated as kinesin family member 13Ba. The coding region runs from base 380 to 5815 and encodes 1811 amino acids. Gene Ontology annotation, molecular function: microtubule binding; ATP binding; microtubule motor activity. Lineage: Eukaryota; Metazoa; Chordata; Actinopteri; Pomacentridae. Gene Ontology annotation, biological process: microtubule-based movement. The transcript is spliced from 39 exons. The record is from RefSeq and is a predicted model, not a curated record.